This is a messenger RNA of Raphanus sativus (radish), 498 nucleotides long. Its product is annotated as RING-H2 finger protein ATL33. The transcript has a single exon. NCBI's taxonomy places the organism in Eukaryota, Viridiplantae, Streptophyta, Magnoliopsida, Brassicales, Brassicaceae. The coding region runs from base 96 to 464 and encodes 122 amino acids. The record is from RefSeq and is a predicted model, not a curated record.
GUUUGAUAUUAAAUUCUAAACACUUUUACAUCUAGAAACAAAACCAUGUUGUGAUAUUUCUUUUGAUAAGAACAAACGAAAACAUAGCGUAAACAAUGGAAACUGAUGCUCAAAUCUUUUUACUGUUCAGCAUCGGCACGAUCAUCAUGAUACUCGUUUCUUCAUGUGGCGGCGGAAGUACUAGCCCCACAGGAUUACCUGCCGAGACAAUCGACCAAACUCCGCAGCCUCAACAAGACAUUGAAACUGGACAGAGGAAAGUCCUAAUGUUCAAAGAUAUCGAACAAGAAGAAGGUGGCGGUAAACAAUUUUGUUCAAUUUGUUUGGAAGAGUACAAGGAUGAUCAUGAGGUUAUGCGCUUAAGCAAGUGUGGACAUAUUUUUCAUCGUUUUUGCAUUGACUCUUGGCUUGCAAGUCACCGGAGCUGUCCAAAUUGUCGUAGUUCUGUUGAUCUGAAUUCUUGAAUUUUUUGGUCUUCAAAUUAUAAUCGUUUUAGUA